AAGCGCUCUUCGAAAGAUGGCGGAUCAACCGCUCCUCACGGAGGCCAAAAAGAUGGAGUAUUUCUCCUCCAUCAAUUCAAUGGCCCGUAAGAUUAUGGAGGAACGGGAGAAUAUAAAGGAGAGGUACGGCUCGGCUUGGGAUCAGAUGAGUCCGGUGGACCAGGACACGGCGAUAGACGACGGUCUGCUGGAUCCGCGGAUCCGCGCUCGGUACGCGAUGCACCGAGUGGAGCGAGAAGAGCUGGUCUGCUUCCCGAAACUACUGCUCCUCACCGGACAGAAGACCGUGCACUUCGGAGACGAGGACUUAACAUGGCAAGAUGAGCACUCGGCUCCCUUCUCCUGGGAGACCAAGAGUCAGAUGGAUUUCAGCCUCAUCUCCGGCGCUCCAGAACCAUCCGUUCCCUCCUCCGUGACCGAAUCCAAACCCAAGCCCGCUCAGAGCACCAAGCUGCCCAGCACUGACGAGUCCUCCUUCUGGAAGAUCAGCGCCGAGCGCUCGCGGCUGGAGGGCGAGAAGGCCGAGUUUCAGUCUCUGACGCCCAGCCAGAUCAAGUCUCUGGAGAAAGGAGAGAAGCCUUUGCCGUCGUACCUUAAGUCAGAGUCUGAGGAUGUGCCUCCGUCACGGCCGGUUCAGCAGAGAAUCACCAAACCUCACGCCCCUCCUCCCCCCGUUCCCAUCAGCGUGACCCCUGCGGCCAUCAGUGUGACCCCAACACCUCCCGCUCCCGUGUCCUACCCAGAGGAAGGCUGGGAACGGGCUCAGAGCACACUCCCGUCUGUGAGCACUAUGGAUGAUGUGUUCAGUCCUGGUCUGGUCACCAGGUCUUCCUCUCGGUCCAACGGCACAGUCGAAGAUGCCGAGAAGGCAGAAAGCUCACCCACCUCCAGUCCGACCUUCUCACAGUUUAACACAAGCAGCAGUAUCCUGAAGACUGGAUUUGACUUCUUGGACAACUGGUAACGCUUGCAUAUCCUGAAGAACCCCUUCCAGAUCACAGGACCUACAAGCACCACAACCCCAAAACUACCAAACACUAUCCUUUUAAAUCCAAAUGCUUCAGUAGUUUCUUUAUGGUGCAUCAAUAUCUCUGUGAUUGUAGUAAAAUCUUCAUAUGUCAGACUCCAUCUCACUGGUUAGAAGUUACUGAAUGCAUGAGCUAUGAUACACUAGAUAAGAUUUCAAACAGAGCAUAUGUCGAUCUUUGUUUCUUUGGUUGUUUUCACACUUGGUACAUUUGCUGGAGUCAGAAGCCAUUAUCUCUGCUCUCCUGGACCCGUUGGUCUGCUUUCACACCGUUACUGUUAUUAUAAACUUUUUCUACCAAAAGCUGUUUAUCCUGUGUAUCCAGGAAACUAAGUUUGAAAUCUUAAAGUAGCAGAACAAUGUUUUUGUAUUUUGGUUUGGUGUGACUACCAAACUGGCACAAUACACUAAAUCAGUACCAGCCCACUUCUGGAUUGCAUUCACAUCAACCACGAAACAUACUGUGGUUCACAUUAAACCAAACCCCACUUUCAGACUCAAGUAAAAUUCCUUUGCGUGAGGUUUCAGAAGUUUGGAAGAUGUAUUAAUCAAACAAGCCAGAACUCAGUUCCACACUAAAACCACUAGUGUGAAUGCUACAUCAACGUCACUGCCAUAAUUUAUCAUCAAUAUUUAUCUAGACCUCAAUACUAGUGUUAAGAUGCUUCACUGUACAUUUAUUGAUAAGGACACUGUAGUGCUAGCAUGGUUUUGAUGAGAUGACUUGCGCCUUGCUUGUUUUGUAGACUUUUUAUAUGCGUGCUACUUUCAUAGUAUGCUUUGAAGUAAAUCAUUGAUAUUUCUCCUCAUUCUCCUGGAUGGUACUUUCUUUGUCUCUUUCCUGUAGCCCGAU
This is a messenger RNA of Carassius carassius (crucian carp), 1880 nucleotides long. RefSeq lists its product as uncharacterized. The transcript has 4 exons. Lineage: Eukaryota; Metazoa; Chordata; Actinopteri; Cypriniformes; Cyprinidae. The coding region runs from base 17 to 964 and encodes 315 amino acids. The record is from RefSeq and is a predicted model, not a curated record.